This is a messenger RNA of Aspergillus heteromorphus CBS 117.55, 1479 nucleotides long. Its product is annotated as putative GABA permease. The coding region runs from base 1 to 1479 and encodes 492 amino acids. Gene Ontology annotation, molecular function: transmembrane transporter activity. NCBI's taxonomy places the organism in Eukaryota, Fungi, Ascomycota, Eurotiomycetes, Eurotiales, Aspergillaceae. Gene Ontology annotation, cellular component: membrane. The record is from RefSeq and is a predicted model, not a curated record. Gene Ontology annotation, biological process: transmembrane transport. The transcript is spliced from 4 exons.
AUGGCCAAUUCUCAAGUCUCUGGUACGAACAAUGCAGAGCUGCCCCGGCAGUUCUCGCUUUUCUCGACCAUGGCCUUGGGGUUUAGUAUAACAAACUCCUGGCUUGCUUACGCUGGUACUUUUGCGACCCCUCUCACCAUGGGCGGGAGCCCAACGGCAUUCUUCGGUUUGAUCGUCGCUUCGAUUGCUAGCUGCUUCAUCACUGCUGGGUUUGCCGAGCUGGCAUCGGCGUUUCCGUCUAGCGGAGGGCCAUAUCACUAUGCAUUCAUGGUGUCGUGGGAGAAACACCGUGCCCCGGUUGCUUUUGUGGUCGGAUGGCUGAGUGUGAUUGCCUGGUGUGCCGGGUCAGCCUCCAAUAAUUUGUCGAUAGCUCAAAUGGCCGUCAGGCUUGUGACCGUUUACCACCGAGGUUACACUGAAGCGGCAUGGCACACGUACCUAAUCUAUCUGGGUAUCACUGUUUUUGCCACGACAGUCGUGUGCUUCUUACCUCGAGCAAUUCCUCGAUUGGAGAUUGCCCUCUUCCUCUGCAGCGUGUUUGGCUUCAUUGCCAGCCUGGUCACUAUGCUGGCGGUGCAAGCCCACAAACAGUCGGCACAUACUGUAUUCGUUCAAUAUGAAAACAACACUGGCUGGAGUGACGGGACGGCGUUCAUGAUCGGUACUGCCACGUGCAUGUAUGCAUAUCUGGCCAUCGACGGUGCUACCCAUAUAGCGGAGGAGGUUACAGACCCAAGCCGCAAUGUCCCUCAAGCGGUGGGACUGACAGUGAUAACCGGAAUUCUGACCGCCAUCCCAUGGACGAUAUCCCUCCUCUUCUGUACAACCGACAACCACGCGGUCGCAUCGUCCCCCAUCCCAAUCUACACCGCGUACCUACAAGCCACAUCCAGCCGACCCACAGCGGCCUUCUUCACAGUCUGGAUCAUGUUCCUUUUCGCUGGGGCCUACCUUUCCGGUCUGGUCACAGUCGGGCGACUGACAUAUGCCUUCGCCCGAGCUGAUGGCCUCCCAUACUCUCCAGCCUUUACCAAAAUCACCAACGGUGUGCCCAUCGAAGCCACGAUUGCGUGUUCCACGUUUAUCGCCCUGUACGGGCUGAUAUAUAUCGCAUCCACAACAGCAUUCAACAGCUUCAUCUCGAUGUGCAUUAUCUCGCUCAAUGUCACGUACGUGAUCCCGCAAGGGAUUGUGCUGAUCCGCGGCCGAGAAAGCGUUCUUCCCCAUCGGGCCUUUGCCAUGGGAAAGUGUCUGGGAGGAUUCUGCAACGCGUUUUCUGUGCUCUGGGUUUCUAUGAUCACAGUGCUGUUUUGCUUACCGCUCACAAUUCCAACAACAGUCCAAGAUAUGAACUAUGUCAGUGUGGUUAUCGCAGCGGCUGUGGCUUUCAUAGUAGCUGCGUGGUGGGGAGGGAAAAGGCAGACGUUCUGCGGACCGGUAUGUCUCUCUCCCUGUGUUCCUGUACAUGGCUCGGGGUGA